GACUGUAACCAGUACGUGUGUUUGUGCCGUUAUUCCAGCUUGAUUACUAUUUUGAAACAUGUCACGGCCGAGUUUAGUAAAUUGCGCAACCCCCCGUGCCGUAGCCUACUGACACUCUGCCCACUUCCCCUCUGAAUGGAGUGCAGAUAAGACAACAGAUAACAUGUGUGAAACCAAAUGCACCAGCUGAACUCCAGGCUGAUCAAACAGCAUGCGGCAUUAUGAGAUGCACUGGUGACGUUCCAAUCCAUCUGCCUGGUUAUGUGAAUGGAAGCCUCGGAGAACAUGCUCAGCUGGGAUGAGGAGUGGAACAUCUCGUUCGCAGGUUGUGGCUUCAGGAGUGUUUACCACCUGGGAGCCUCCAGCUGUAUCCUGGAGCGGGUUCCAUGGCUGAUUCAUGGUGCUUCUAAAAUCGGCGGAGCUUCGUCUGGUUGUCUCGUCGCUGCAGCCCUGACUGUUGGGAUUCCUAUCGAACAGUUCUGUGUCCAUGUGUUGUCGAUGGCGAAAGAGGCCAGGCAACAAACACUGGGCGUUUUCCACCCGACCUUCAGUCUGCUGCGGAGGGUACAGGAGUCCCUGAUGGAGAAACUCCCAGAGGACGCUCACCGUCGGGCCUCAGGGAAGCUCUGCGUGUCCCUCACCCGACUGGCUGAUGGGAAGAACGUUUUGGUGUCAGAGUUCGAGAGCAGAGAAGAGCUCAUUCAGGUUCUCAUGUGCAGCUGCUUUUUCCCUGUUUACUGUGGUUUUACUCCACCUUCAUUCCGUGGAGUGUACUACAUGGACGGAGCCCUGAGCAACAACAUGCCCCUGUUCGAGAACAGAAACACCAUCACCGUGGCCCCGUUCUCUGGCGAGAGCGACAUCUGCCCCAGGGAGGGUACUUUCAACUUCUUCGAUGUGCACUACGGCAACGUCAGCAUCCAGGUCAACACUGGCAACGUGCACCGCAUCUGUACAUCCUUCCUACCUCCUAGACUAGAGAAACUGGCAGAGAUCUGUCACAACGGCUACAUGGAUGCUCUUCGUUUCUUGAGAGAAAAAGAUCUGCUCGGGACACAAUGUCUUCCCUCCAGUUUGGUGUCAGACAUGGACACGGUCAAACCUACUUGUUGUGAGUUGUGGAAGAAAUUGGCUCAAGGGGACGAGUCCGAGAAGAUUCAUCUUAACGGGUUGAAUCCUGCAGCAGAGGAGGAUCACUGGCUUGACCAGAAAGUCAUAGAGAACCUCCCGGAUGAUAUCAAGAAAAGCCUGUGUGAGGUCUGCAGGGAGAGUCCUGGUGGUGUCGGUCCAUGGUCUCAGCUCACAGAGUUCCUUCCGGUCAAGUUGGUUUUGUAUCUGCUGACCUUCCUCAUGCUGCCCAUCGAGCUGAGCCUCUUACUCACCAAAAGUGUGCUACAGUCAGGCUGUGCAGUCAUUUACAGACUGUUGACGUCAGCUACAGAUUUCUGCACUGAAGGAAACAACAGUGCGUUUCGAUGUCGGAACAGGUCCUCAAGCUCAGAUCUGACACCCGACAGGAGCAGACAAAAACAUUAAGCCACAAGUUUACAACAAAUCCCUUCCCUUGGACGCCAACAGUAACCUCAACCCCCUCUCCCUCACCUCCACUUGCACAUUCUUUCUGACCUUCGAACAUCCAAUCUGACUAAAUGUGGCGAGGUGACUUUAAACCACAGAAGUAGACAGACUCAUCAUCCAUAAACCAGCCAGAAAAAAGCAUGGUCAAACAUUGUCACUUAUUAUUUAUGUAAUAUUAAUAAGGAGGCAGAGCUAGUUCAUGAGUACCUUGCUUUUGAGUGACCACCAUUUUAAACAUGGUGAAUAAAUUCAUUCCAGACUUCA
Molecule: messenger RNA, 1842 nt
Organism: Hippoglossus stenolepis (Pacific halibut)
Lineage: Eukaryota; Metazoa; Chordata; Actinopteri; Pleuronectiformes; Pleuronectidae
Product: patatin-like phospholipase domain-containing protein 2
Exons: 9
Coding region: 268-1536 (422 amino acids)
Biological process (GO): triglyceride catabolic process; lipid homeostasis
Cellular component (GO): cytoplasm; lipid droplet; membrane
Molecular function (GO): triacylglycerol lipase activity
Source: RefSeq, a predicted model, not a curated record